GUCUACUAAAGUAUUUUCUCAUACGUAUCCUUAGUUCCUGAUUCGUCAAGAUAUCCACGUUCACUGAUGAAAGUUCUCGUAUGCUCAAAUGAGCCGCGCAGUCACCGCGUAAAGCUCGCCUUUCAAGGCUAGCCGGCACUCGCACAUACUCACAGGGCAUCGCAUUUCUUGCAAACACAAUUUUGAUCUUUCUGUACCUUACUAUCGAGUCUACAUCAUCUCUGUUUUCGAUAUCCAUACCCACAUCAAGCUCAUACGAUGACAUCCCUCCAAUCCCUCAAAGAAGUUCGCUUCCCAGACGGCCUCCCACCCUUCCUUGUGUGCAAGAUCUUCGCGGAGGUCAUCAAUGCACACAACAUAGAGCUCGAACCGAAGAACAUCUGCCACGCAGAUCUCAGCGUAAACAACAUCAUCCCAUCAUCUACAAUGGAGAAGGAGUUGCCUCAAGUACGGAUUGUGCAUCUCGAGGGUGUCGCUGUGUGGAACGAGCAAGCUGUGGUUCAUCAAAUCAUGAAUUUGCUUCAACAUCUCACAAACGGCGAAUCAUACAAUCCAGACGAAUUCCUCACCAACAAGAAGGGGGAUAAGCUCAAAGAUAGUAUUGGCAGGAGUUUGAAGGAUGGAGAUAGAUUGUACUCGUUCGUUGCGGGUUACGAGCCAGAGGGGGAAUUGUCGUGGAAAAACCUCAAGAGGAGGUGGAGGACUCUGGCUGAUCGUUUGGCCAAGGAGCUGUAUGACAACGGGAGGUCGGCAGACGUCAGGGAGGCUCUUUGGCAUGCAACAGUUACGGACGAGGAGUAGAGGGAUGCGGUGAAGGACGGUGACAUAGACGUCAUUAUUGACGGAAGUCUGUAGAUUAGUGGCGUCUGCAGAAGAUAUUGG
Alternaria rosae is the source of this 882-nucleotide messenger RNA. RefSeq lists its product as uncharacterized. Lineage: Eukaryota; Fungi; Ascomycota; Dothideomycetes; Pleosporales; Pleosporaceae. The coding region runs from base 259 to 801 and encodes 180 amino acids. The transcript has a single exon. The record is from RefSeq and is a predicted model, not a curated record.